AUGACUUUCGUGGAGUCUUCGCGAAGUCUUUUUCUCCAUCUCGCCGUUUUUCUCGCGGCUCUCCCGCGAGAGAAUUCCAUUGUGCAUUCGGUGGCUAACCUCCCGCGGAGCCCUGGCCAAUUGAUAUGUUUCUCGUGUGAGGACUGUUUUGUACCUAGAAAUUUGAUCCAGUGCUCCUACGAUGGGGAUAAAUGUUACUUCGAACAUAUAAUCGAAGAUAGCGGUCAAGAAAAGGUCAAGAGGUCAUGUGAGCAUGUGUCCAUAGUCGAGGACGAAUGUGAUGAUGCCCUGCUUGUUGGAAAGAAGGCCUUUGCUUGCAUGUGCAGUUUCGAUGCUUGCAACUCUCAAAAUGUUUGUGGGAUCUUGGUUGGGCCUACGGAGAACACUCGCUACUACCAGGUCCCCAAAUCCCUAAAAGCCAUCGACUUUCCAGGUUGGGAUGGCGGGAUGGAACUUUCAAAUAUCAAACAGAUCAGUGGUGCGUCGUCGUCGUCAGUGGCGGUGGCCGAUUGUGCAGUCGCGUUUGUAGUCGCCGCUUAUUUAGUUGCGUUUUUCGUCGUUGGCGUGACUGGCUUUGCAGCUGCCGCUUAUUACGUCGUCGUCCUUCUACAGAAUUUUGAAUAUUUUCUUUCACUCUCCCUCACGCUAUUCUUUCUUACCAAGUGCCUAGCUGGAAAUGCGAAUAAUGAAAUUAAUGAUUCCGGAAGCUUUAGCAAUCUGGAAAAUUUUAUUAUGAUUUUCAUUGCUGUCUUUUACGCUGUGGAGUGCAGUUUCUGGAGCGGAUGUCUCACAAUUCAAGAGGGAGAGGGGGUCGAAAUAUUUUUGAAAGUUUGUGACUCGGGAAAAGGAAGCGGGGGGUCAAAAAAAACGUUUCAAAAAGUGACAUCAUCCUCUAUGAACAGCCCAUAA
Messenger RNA from Helobdella robusta, 909 nucleotides. RefSeq lists its product as hypothetical. The coding region runs from base 1 to 909 and encodes 302 amino acids. The record is from RefSeq and is a predicted model, not a curated record. Lineage: Eukaryota; Metazoa; Annelida; Clitellata; Rhynchobdellida; Glossiphoniidae. The transcript has 4 exons.